Molecule: messenger RNA, 1416 nt
Organism: Truncatella angustata
Lineage: Eukaryota; Fungi; Ascomycota; Sordariomycetes; Amphisphaeriales; Sporocadaceae
Product: 2-epi-5-epi-valiolone synthase
Exons: 3
Coding region: 1-1416 (471 amino acids)
Biological process (GO): antibiotic biosynthetic process
Molecular function (GO): 3-dehydroquinate synthase activity
Source: RefSeq, a predicted model, not a curated record
AUGUCUGACCUCCAGGCAACCGUUUCAGAGACCAAGACUGGCUUCCAUGUCGAGGGCUAUGAGAAGAUCGAGUACGACUUCACCUUCAUCGAUGGAGUCUUCGAUGUUGCAAACUCCAACCUAGCAGACUGCUACAAAAAAUGGGGCCGUGUUCUUGCUGUCACUGACAAGAAUGUCUUCAACGUGUAUGGAAAGAAGAUGGAGAAGUACUUCAGUCACUACAACCUUGAUUUGAAGGUCCACCAGACUUCCAUUGGCGAGAAGGCAAAGACCAUUGACACUUUCUUGGAGAUCUGCGACUCCAUGACAGAGUUUGGCAUCAUCCGAAAGGAGCCAGUAUUGGUCGUCGGAGGUGGUCUAGUUACCGAUGUGGCUGGCUAUGCUUGCGCGUCUUACAGACGUAACACUAACUUCAUCCGCGUUCCCACCACAGUCAUUGGCCUGAUCGACGCCAGCGUCAGUAUCAAGGUCGCCGUCAACUACGGCCGAUACAAGAACCGCCUGGGUGCCUACCACGCUCCAAUGCACACCUUCUUGGAUUUCACAUUCCUGCGAACACUUCCCGUUGCACAAGUACGAAACGGCUUCGCUGAGCUGAUCAAGAUCUCUUCUUGCUCUCACCUUGAGGUGUUCGACCUCUUGGACAAGUUCUGCGAGCAAUUGAUCGACUGCAAGUUUGGCAGAGCGGAUGGUGCUCCAGAUGAGGUCCGCAAGGCUGCUGAUAUCAUCAAUCGCGAGGGUAUUUUCGAGAUGUUGAAGCUGGAGUCGCCCAACCUCCAUGAGAUUGGACUUGACAGAGUGAUUGCGUAUGGCCACACCUGGUCCCCUCUCCACGAGCUCGUCCCCGACACACCUUUACGACACGGCCAUGCCAUCUCCAUCGACAUGGCAUACACCGCGACACUUGCUAAACAGAGAGGUCUUCUGUCCGAGCAGGAACACAAGAGACUCCUCACUCUGUUCUCUCGAGCCGGUCUCACCAUAGACCACCCUCAGUUCGACGACGAAGUCCUCGAGCAGGGUACACAAGCCAUUCUCAAGACUCGAGACGGUCUGCUACGUCUGGCCGUGCCCAACCCCCUAGGAAGCUGCAAGUUCGUCAACGACGCGACCGAGGACGAGCUCAGAGACGCUCUCCACGAGCACAAGCGCAUUUGCAAAACGUACCCCCGCCAGGGGGCAGGUCUCGAGGCGUAUGUCGACAGCAGCGAUACUGGUUACACCGAUAAUGGUCAGACUGUCGAGGAGGCUGCCCAGGCGGCGGACUUCCCACCUGGAAGCAAGCUUGUCAACGGGGCCACCAACGGCCACAGCAACGGCGAUGCCUCUCUGCUCGAGAAGGUCAAGGCUGCCUUGGCGCCAAACACCAAUGGUCACACAAAUGGUUACACUAACGGUGUCAAGGUUCAGGCGUAA